UCUUUUGAUUAUGAUAAAAAAGGGUAGCCAAGAAAAGACUUGAAAUCUAUGUAUUGUCCUGGUUCUACUGAGUGGUCCAGGUCUGGCUCUAUGGCGUUCAAGUGCUUCUUGCUUGGCUUCGUUCUGUUGUGUAGCCUGUGGACUGUUGGUUUCUGUAACCAAGAUGACACAGGUUUCGGUUUCUUGAGCUUAUCUUGUGGUGGAACUACGGGUUACGUUGAUGCAUCCAACAUCUCCUGGGUCUCAGAUGGUGCAUACAUUAGCUCAGGCAAAACAACAAGCAUUGAUUACAUUGAGGGCACAUCCUCCUCCAAUUCCCCACUGAGGUUUUUCCCAGAUGACAAAAGUCCAAAGUGUUAUAAACUACCAGUGAAGAAGAACGUGUCAUCCAGCAUGGUUCUAGUUAGAGCUCGAUUUGUGUACAAGAAUUAUGACAGACUUGGAAAACCUCCGGUCUUUUCUGUUUCUCUUGGCACUGCCAUCACCAGUACUGUAAACCUCACUGGUAAUGAUCCAUGGAUAGAAGAGUUUGUCUGGCCAGUUAAUUAUAAAGAUACACUUUCCUUUUGUUUACAUUCUGUCCCACAUGGUGGAUCUCCUGUUAUUUCAUCACUUGAAGUUCGACCACUUCCUCGAGGAGCUUACCAUACUGGCAUGAGGGAUUUCCCAAAUAAGUCUCUCAGGAAGGCUUACCGCAUCAAUAGUGGUUAUAAUGAGUCCUUGCGGUACCCUUUGGAUCCUUAUGAUCGUAUCUGGGAUGCUGAUCAAAGCUACACGCCCUUUCAUGUGUCAUCUGGAUUCAAUUUUUUACUUGGCUUCAAUUUGUCAAGUGUCAUUGAGAGUCCUCCUCCUGCUGUUCUUCAGACUGCAAGAGUUCUUGCGCGAACAGAUGUCUUAACUUAUAACCUUCCUCUUGACGCACUCGGGGACUACUACAUUAUACUCUACUUUGCCGGAAUUGUUCCUGCCUCUCCAUCUUUUGAUGUCUUGGUUAAUGGAGAUGUAGUGCAGUCAAAUUAUCAUGUCAAAAUGUCAGAAGCCAGUGCUCUACACUUGACUCAAAAAGGAAUCGAGAACUUGAAUAUCACACUGAAAAGCAUCAGCUUCUAUCCACAAAUCAAUGCUAUUGAGGUGUAUGAGAUUGUUGAUAUUCCAUUAGAAUCAUCCUCAACUACAGUGUCAGCACUUCAGGUCAUUCAGCAGUCUACUGGCUUGGAUCUCGGGUGGGAGGAUGAUCCGUGCUCGCCGACAAUGUGGGAACAUAUUGGAUGCGAAGGAAGCAUAGUUACAUCACUGGAGCUUUCAGACAUAAAUCUGAGGUCAAUUAGUCCUACUUUUGGUGACUUGUUGGAUCUUAAAACACUGGAUUUGCACAACACGUCACUUGCUGGAGAGAUACAGAACUUAGGAAGCCUCCAGCAUCUUGAGAAGCUGAACCUGAGCUUCAAUCAGCUAACAUCUUUUGGAGCUGAAUUGGAGAACUUGGUUAGCCUUCAAAUUCUGGACCUGCAAAACAACAGCUUAGAUGGAAUAGUUCCUGAUGACCUGGGAGAGUUGGAGGACCUUCACCUAUUGAACCUGGAAAACAAUAAACUACAAGGUACCCUCCCGCAAUCUUUGAACAGAGAAAGUUUGGAAGUCAGGACAUCCGGGAAUCUGUGCCUUUCCUUCUCCACCUUGUCAUGCAAUGAUGUUUCCUCCAAUCCAUCUAUUGAGACUCCACAAGUUACUAUCUUUACCAAGAAAAAGCCUGACAAAAAUACUCACAUGGCAAUCAUGCUUGGUGCCAUUGGAGGAACCUUACUUGCUCUUAUUGUGAUUUCUCUUUCAGUAUUAUUGUACAUGAGGAGAGAAAGAACUGAAAUCACAUAUUCAGAAAGGGCAGUGGAUAUGCGAAAUUGGAAUGCUGCAAGAAUCUUUUCCUACAAAGAAAUAAAAGCAGCUACAAAUAACUUUAAGGAGGUUAUCGGUCGUGGCAGCUUCGGAUCUGUUUAUCUAGGAAAGCUAUCAGAUGGAAAACUGGUAGCAGUGAAAGUGCGAUUCGAUAAAAGUCAACUAGGAGCUGAUUCUUUUAUUAAUGAGGUGUAUCUUUUGUCACAAGUUCGUCAUCAGAAUCUUGUCUGUUUGGAAGGAUUUUGCCAUGAAUCAAAGCAGCAGAUACUAGUGUAUGAGUAUCUGCCUGGUGGCUCGUUGGCUGAUCAACUUUACGGACCAAACAGCCAAAAAGUUUCUUUAAGCUGGGUUCGUAGAUUGAAAAUUGCUGUUGAUGCUGCAAAAGGAUUGGACUAUUUGCACAAUGCAAGUGAUCCACGAAUCAUACACCGGGAUGUGAAGUGUAGCAAUAUUUUGUUGGACAAGGAGAUGAAUGCCAAGGUCUGUGACUUUGGCCUUUCUAAGCAAGUUAUGCAGGCAGAUGCUACCCAUGUGACCACUGUUGUCAAGGGCACUGCAGGCUAUCUUGAUCCCGAAUAUUAUUCUACCCAACAGCUUACAGAGAAAAGCGACGUCUACAGCUUCGGUGUUGUUCUUCUAGAACUCAUCUGUGGGCGAGAACCAUUGCGUCGCUCUGGAACUCCAGAUUCCUUCAAUUUGGUGUUAUGGGCGAAGCCCUACUUGCAGGCAGGAGCAUUUGAAAUAGUGGAUGAAAACUUAAAGGGAACUUUUGAUGUGGAAAGCAUGAGAAAGGCAGCUAUAGUAGCUGUAAGGUCUGUAGAGAGAGAUGCCUCGCAGAGGCCAACCAUUGCAGAGGUAUUGGCAGAGCUGAAAGAAGCCUACAGCAUCCAGCUCUCCUUCCUUGCGUCUUUUGACAUGUAAAUUGGUUUCUAGUUGAGGCAAUACAAUAUAUUUAUCAAAUCUAUCAAUGCUUGUGAUACGAUGAAGGUAAAUAGGUGCUUUUUGCAGAAUAUAGGUCCAUAUAUUAUUAAAAAGAGUUGCUGUGGAUGAUAUUUGAUUAAGUUGUUCAACAGAAGGUUUUUCUGGGAGAAUUCUUGUAUUAAUAAAUUUACCUGUAUCUAUGCAAUGUAUAGCAAGAAAUAGAUUCUCUCCUAUAUGGAAAACUUGCCAAGCUGAUUGCUCAA
Molecule: messenger RNA, 3077 nt
Organism: Populus nigra (black poplar)
Lineage: Eukaryota; Viridiplantae; Streptophyta; Magnoliopsida; Malpighiales; Salicaceae
Product: probable LRR receptor-like serine/threonine-protein kinase At5g48740
Exons: 16
Coding region: 49-2814 (921 amino acids)
Biological process (GO): protein phosphorylation
Molecular function (GO): protein kinase activity; protein binding; ATP binding
Source: RefSeq, a predicted model, not a curated record